AUGCUUCGAGAUCGCCAUAACGUAAAGGAUCGGUUCUCGAAGAUGGCUGACAAAUACCAGAAAAUUGAAAUGCUCGAAAUACAGAUGAGAGAUAUCUGUGAAAGAAAAGGUGAAAGUGUGCCAAGGAAUUUGUUGAAGACGAUGUGUACGUGUGCUGGAAUUGGCGGUGUCCGGCUGCUUGCUGCUCGCAAAAUGGAUUCAUGGCUACUGAACGGCAAAGUAUGCCAGUUUUGUUGA
Molecule: messenger RNA, 237 nt
Organism: Gongylonema pulchrum
Lineage: Eukaryota; Metazoa; Nematoda; Chromadorea; Rhabditida; Gongylonematidae
Source: the annotation of a GenBank genome assembly